AUAAUAAUAUAGAUUAAUAGAGAUGGCUGCAGCUAACUGACAACUGACCUUCCUCCCUUUGUUGUCUUUAUCUCAACAAACUCCGAUCAUUAAUUCAUACUUAAAUUCACCUAUGCAUUGAGAGUCCCUCUGUGUCAAACCAAUAAAACCCAUCACCUUCCUCAACCCUUUCACUCACUUCUAUGUACAAGAACCACCAUCAACCCUUCUCUCUUCUCUCUCUCUCUCUCUCUCAAGACUAUACACACAAAUUCAUUCAUGGGUAAUGCAACUUCCUGCGCUCCAUCCAUCAUCUCAAGUGGGUCAUCAGUGGCGAAAGUCCUGUCCUCUGAUGGCAGGAUGCAAAUCUACCCAAGGCCCAUCAGAGCGGCCGAGCUCAUGCUUGAGAACCAGGGCCAAUUCCUCUGCAACUCCUCCACCCUCCGGGUCGGCCACCGGAUCCACGGCCUCUCGGCCGACGAGGAGCUCGAGCUUCGCCACUUCUACUUCCUCCUCCCCAUGGAGCUCCUCUACUCUGUACUCACCUACGAAGAGAUGAGCGCCCUUACCUACAGAGCCUCCAAGGCUCUCAAGCAUGGGAGCUUCAACAACCUGAGCAAGAUCUUCCCUCUGUUCAGUGAGUUCUGCAUCUUCCCAUCUGAGGCCAAGACGAUGGAGGGUUCAGAUAGAGAUGAUGCAGUGGAACCAAUUGAGAGGUACUCAAAGCAGAGGUCUUGGAGGCCUGCUCUGGAGACCAUUAUGGAGACUCCAUGUAGGCUAUCAUAUGAUUAAUUAGCUCAAGCCUUUCUUAGUCAUCUUAUUGAUCUUGAAUUCCGUGCUGUUAUCAGCACCAGAAUCAAAAGGGAAUUUAAUACCCUGGUGUCACAACUCUAGAUGAAC
Molecule: messenger RNA, 879 nt
Organism: Rhodamnia argentea
Lineage: Eukaryota; Viridiplantae; Streptophyta; Magnoliopsida; Myrtales; Myrtaceae
Exons: 1
Coding region: 259-771 (170 amino acids)
Source: RefSeq, a predicted model, not a curated record